AUGGAGUUUAACCAACAAUUAGCGAACGAUAUAAUCGUCUACCCCGCCGAUGCCUUGUCGACACCACGGCAGAUUCUCUUCGUUGGCACCCUCUGCACAUCCAUGGCAACUAACCAGAUUGGUCUCGGAAAUACCCUGACCACAGUUGGGGUUAUCGGAGAAUCGUUUGGCAUCACCAAACCUGGCCAGCUAUCCUGGCUUAUCGCUGGGUACAGCUUGACAAUUGGCACCUUUAUCCUCAUCGGCGGACGCUUGGGAGACGAGUUUGGCAACAAGAAGAUGUUUGUCCUCGGCAUGUCUUGGUAUUCUUUGUGGUCUCUAGUAGCCGGUCUCUCCGUCUACUCCUCUCAUGUUCUUUUCAUCUUUGCGCGUGUCUUCCAAGGCAUGGGGCCGGCCCUCACCUUGCCCAACGGCCUCGCCAUCUUGGGCCAGUCGUACUCACCGGGGCCACGCAAGAACAUGGCGUUCGCUUGGUUUGGCGGAUCAGCCCCAUUUGGCGCCAUUGCUGGUUUCUUAUUCGGCGGGCUGUUUGCUCUUGCUUGGUGGCCGUGGAUUUAUUGGAGCCAAGCUAUUGCGCUCGCCGGUGUGGCCGUCUUUUCUGCCUGGGCAAUUCCUCCCCUGCCCGUGCAGCCGAAACAAGAUCGAUCGAUUCGCGAAAAGCUGGAAGAUCUGGAUAUACCUGGUGGAUUGACUGGCGUUACGUCCCUGGUGCUGUUCAACUUCGCAUGGAACCAGGCCUUUGUUGUCGGGUGGCAGGAGCCCUACGUCUAUGUUUGCCUGAUUCUCGGCGUACUUGUCGGCGUCGUCUUCUUUUACAUUGAACUGAAUUGGGCCAAAUCACCAAUUCUGCCUCUGGCUGCUUUCAAUUCGGACAUUGAAUUUGUUUUUGGCUGCACAGCAACAGGCUGGGCGUGCUUUGGUAUCUGGGUCUUCUACAUCGGGCAAGUCGCCGUCAACAUUGGUGGAAAUACUCCUCUCCAAAUGGCAGCCUGGUUUAUUCCUAUCAUUCCAUCUGGUUUAAUCUCGGCUCUGGCCGUUGGCAAGUUACUCGGCAAGAUUCACCCGUCGUUGAUCAUGGUUGUUGGACAGGUAGCCUAUCUCGUAGGAUCCAUCCUAGCAGCCACUCGACCCGCACAUUCGAUUUACUGGACGUAUUACUUCUUCAGCGUCCUUAUCAUCACUGUUGGCAUGGACACCUCCUUUCCCGCAGCGACAAUCAUUUUUUCCAACGCGGUGUCGCAGGAGUACCAGGGCAUGGGCGCAAGCGUUGUGAUGACCAUCGUCAACUACAGCAUUUCGCUUGGACUUGGAAUUGCUGGUACCGUCGAGACGCACGUCAACAAUGGCGGUAAGACGAAGUCAGACGAGCUUUUGGGUUAUCGUGGGGCUUUGUGGUUGGGAGUCGGUCUCGCCGGACUAGGCCUCAUCUUGAGCAUCAUCUUUGUUGCUAAAGACAAGUUGAAAAAGAAGGCGAGUGUUUGA
Ilyonectria robusta is the source of this 1482-nucleotide messenger RNA. RefSeq names its product major facilitator superfamily. Gene Ontology annotation, cellular component: membrane. NCBI's taxonomy places the organism in Eukaryota, Fungi, Ascomycota, Sordariomycetes, Hypocreales, Nectriaceae. The transcript is spliced from 2 exons. The record is from RefSeq and is a predicted model, not a curated record. Gene Ontology annotation, biological process: transmembrane transport. Gene Ontology annotation, molecular function: transmembrane transporter activity. The coding region runs from base 1 to 1482 and encodes 493 amino acids.